CACCUAAUUACUCUCUCCCCUUCAUCCCUUCUUCCUCCCCCAACCUCACUCUUGUUUAUCCAUUCCAUUCUCAAACACAAUGAGCUCUGAUCAACCGAUUCUUCGACUAAACUCCCCUAAUUUCCACCGAUCCUGAUUAUCUCAAUCGGAACAGUAUCCCAUUUACUUGGAGAGUCGGUACAAGAAGCAUUUCUUGGUGCAUUUUGUCCAUACAGUAAGAGUGAAGAAUUGUGGGGGAUCUACCUUGUGAAUUGUCAAGUACUGCUUCGUGCUUAUCAUCUUGUUCAAUUAUACAAACUUGGAUCUGAUGCAAGGUCAAAGGAGUAUCUUUGAUCCUUUCCCCGAGGUCGUCGAUCUUAACCAGGGGUCCAAUUCCAACAGUACUAGUAUGGAUGAGGCUGAUGAUUGGAAUAUGUUAUCUCCAAUGGAAAGACGGUUGUUAAAUAAUGAUAUUUCCAGCGAGCUGAAUUUCAGUUGUGUUAAUACAAAUGGUCAUAACAGUUUUCGAAGUUUUAGCAGCUGGGAUGUCGGAGAAUCAAGCUCUAGAGCAAAUUUACAAGAUCAUGUUUCUAAUGAUGGCUUGAAAGGGGAACAAAAUUGGUCCCCUUUAGGUACCCACGAUUCAAGAUUAGAAGAACAACAACCUGGAUCAUCAACAAUUCAUCCACAUGAUAGUAUUGUUGGUGGUCAAGCUGCUAUUGGACCAUCAAAUAUGCAGAGUUCUGUUUCCAAUCAUAUUCCCAUGAAUGUAAAUUUAAACGUUGGAUAUGGGGAUACUAAUGUUGAUGAUGAUGGUAUGGAAUUUAUGGAUCUUUACAAGUCUGGUAGACCAGAAACAGAGGCCAGUGCUUCAUCUGCUGGUAUUGGGACUUCUGAUUGUGGGCCUGGCUCAUCUUUGGGUAGUUGGGGUCUAUCUUGUAAAAGAAAAUCCCUAGAAGGUACAUCGGGGCAGUCCCUCACUGGUGGGAGUUCAAGUUGCUUUCCGCAAGCUGAGGAUAUUGCCAGGCGCACUGUUCCCAUCUGUUACAAUGCUUCUAGCAGCUUAACUAUAUCUUCAGCUCUAGUCAACCCUGUGUCAGUUAACCGCCAUGAACAGCCAAACACAAGACUUGGAGCUGGCAUGAGGGGAGUAGUAGCUUCGGAUGCCUUUCCUUCUUCGAGUGUCACAGGAGUCCCAGAAAGCUCACAUACACAUUUUGGCAUGAGAGGCUCUGUUCCUUAUAAUAUGUCAUCAACUGGAAACCCUACGAGGCGUCCAAAUAUUAGCUCAUCUCACCAACCAUCUAAUAGACAAAUUUUGCUUAAUGAGUUUUUGGAUCAAACAUCUAGAGGACCAAUUGUGAUACCGGCCAAUUCAAGUAAUCCUUCAAACCAGCAACCCCCUCUAAUGCAUGUUCCAAGUAUGCCAAGAAAUGCACAUCAUUUCCCUUGGGGUAGUAAUAUUGGUUCAAGAAGUGGCAGUUCAUCAAGUUCUGCGGCACUUCCUCUAGAAAGAGGUUCCGAAGCAAACUUUAGAAGCUUGCUAAGAAACAAUGUGCAGUAUCAUAAUUUUGUUCCAUCAUCUGAGACCAGGAAUUUGGUGCAAGAUCCUACUAAUUGGAGCUUAGCUACGGGAAGUGCAAACACUAAUGGAGGUGGCGCCCCAUCUAGUUCCAGAAAUGGUACUGGUUCUGGUGGUUCUCGCUCUUUUAAUGCUGUCUGGACACCUCAGCAUAACCCAACAACUCAAAGUCAGCAAAGAUUACCUGAAUUUUCUCCUUGGACUCUUUUCCCAUCUGCUGAGGCUGAGUCUGGAAACCAGAGAGGUUAUUUUUCAUCAUUUCCUGCAGGCUCUUCUUCUACCUCAGAGGAUAAUCAUAUCACAUCUGGAAUUUCUAGCCAGAGACAUCAUCAUCAACCUUUUUCAAGGUCCGCAUUAUUGAUGGAGGUACCUGGCGAUGAUUGGCGUGCUUUAGCUGCUGAUAUUGAGGGAAGACAAAGGCUGGUAUCUGAGAUCCGACAAGUGUUAAAUGCAAUGCGAAGGGGAGAAAACUUACGAGCCGAGGACUAUAUGCUCUUUGAUCCAUUUAUCAAUGGGGUUGCUGAGCUGCAUGACAGGCACCGAGAUAUGAGGCUAGAUGUUGAUAAUAUGUCUUAUGAGGAACUGCUAGCAUUGGAAGAACGCAUAGGAAAUGUGAACACUGGGCUGAGUGAGGAAGUCAUUUUGAAGUCGAUGAGACAGAGAAAGCACAUUGCUUUCAUGGCGAUUUCAACUCAAAAUUUGGAGCCAUGUUGCAUAUGUCAGGAAGAGUAUGACACCGGAGACAACAUCGGAAGCUUGGAUUGUGGACAUGAUUUCCACACAGAUUGCAUCAAACAGUGGCUGGCACAGAAAAAUAUUUGCCCCAUUUGCAAGAUGACUGGUCUGGCUACUUGACCCUGAGCGCCAUCGUAAGAAAAAAGUUCUUAAAGUUACAGAAAAGAUUUGAAUUUGAUGUAUGGUGUUGGCUGGCAGACAUUUUGUUGUAGGUUUUUAUUACAUGUCCUUUUGCAGCUCUCUUGUUUUGUUGCUCUCAAAAAGGAGGGUUAAGGUGAGGUCAUAAAGAGAUUUGGUGUGUCCAUUGAUAAAAUAUCAAAGUAUUUAUGGAAAGUUUCCCUUUUUAUCCUUUGGAUGAUUC
Molecule: messenger RNA, 2657 nt
Organism: Cynara cardunculus var. scolymus (artichoke)
Lineage: Eukaryota; Viridiplantae; Streptophyta; Magnoliopsida; Asterales; Asteraceae
Product: E3 ubiquitin-protein ligase MBR2-like
Exons: 6
Coding region: 308-2416 (702 amino acids)
Molecular function (GO): ubiquitin protein ligase activity
Source: RefSeq, a predicted model, not a curated record